Molecule: messenger RNA, 1659 nt
Organism: Exophiala spinifera
Lineage: Eukaryota; Fungi; Ascomycota; Eurotiomycetes; Chaetothyriales; Herpotrichiellaceae
Exons: 7
Coding region: 1-1659 (552 amino acids)
Biological process (GO): transmembrane transport; carbohydrate transport
Cellular component (GO): membrane
Molecular function (GO): carbohydrate:proton symporter activity
Source: RefSeq, a predicted model, not a curated record
AUGGAGACUGAGAAGGUCGUCCCUACUGAGCGUGAGCUCAGGAAUUUCCAAUUAAGCAACCCUGAUACUAUCAGUCUCAUCCGACGUGCGCAGGACAGCGAUGCUGCCGACCGAAAGUUGACACUUCUUCAGGCUGUGAAGAAAUACAAGAAGGCUGUCUUCUGGAGUUGCCUUCUUUCCACCGCCCUGGUCAUGGAAGGCUACGAUAUUGUUAUCAUCAACUCCUUCUUUGGUCAGUCACAGUUCAAGGAGCGAUUCGGAACGGUCAAUCCUGCAACUGGCCAAAAGAUAAUCACUGCUCCAUGGCAGUCGGGUCUUGCAAAUUCUGCCCUGGUCGGUGAACUGGCAGGUCUCGUUGCCAACGCAUUUGCCCAGGACAGGUUUGGUUGUAGACCGACAUAUUUGUUCUUCAUGGCCUGGCUGUGUUGCGCUAUUUUCAUUUCAGUGUUUGCGCCCUCUCUGCCAGUCCUAGCCUUUGGUGAGGCAAUGUCUGGGAUCUCCUGGGGCGUCUUCCAAACCCUGACCACUGCUUAUGCAUGUGAGAUCGUUCCGACCGUCCUACGCUCCUAUGUCACUGCCUACGUUUGUCUGUCGUGGGGUUGCGGUAUUCUCCUCUCGUCCGGAGUCCUCCGGGCUGUCACUGGCCUUGAGGGCAACCUUGGCUGGCGGUUGCCGUUUUGUCUUCAGUGGAUUUGGCCAGUUCCACUGUUCAUCGGCGCCUUCUUUGCUCCUGAGUCUCCCUGGAACGCGGUGAGACGGGGCGAGUACGACCUUGCAAGAAACUCCCUUUUGCGUCUUCGUUCGGCCAGUCCAACAAAGGAGCAGGAGGUGGACGCCACAUUGGCAUACAUCAGACACACCACAGAGCUCGAGAGAGCAGACACUGAGAAGGCAAGCUUCUUCGAAUGCUUCAAGAGCACUAACCUGCGUCGAACUGAAAUUAAUUGCAUGACAUGGAUGUCACAGAUUUGGGAUGGAAAUCCACUCACCAGUUACGCCGUCGUCUUCCUCGAAGCCGCAGGAUUUGACGAGGUUCAGACGUUCGAUAUCAACAUCUCGAUCAGCGCGUGUUUUGUGAUUGGCGUUCUCAUCUGCUACGCCAUCUUUCCAUUCUUUGGCAGGAAGACAAUCUAUCUAUCGGGCCUAUCUGCGAUGUUUUGCAUUUUGGUUACGAUUGGCGGACUGGGAUUCAACCACACCCACAGUUCACAACUUGCAAUAGGCAUUCUACUGGUGAUCUGUACUUUGGUCAACACGAUUUGUAUGGGGCCAACGUGCUAUCCCAUUGUGGCCGAAACGCCCUCGGGACGAUUGAGAUACAAGACCAUCGCCAUCGGAAGAUUCGCCUACAACGUGGCGAGCGUGAUCCAGAAUACAAUCACUCCGCGCAUGCUGUCUUCAACCUCCUGGAAUUGGGGCGCCAAAUCUGGACUUUUCUAUGCCGGAACCAACAUGCUGUGCAUCAUUUGGUGUUACUUCCGCCUCCCAGAGACCAAAGAUCGCUCAUUCGGUGAGAUUGAUCUUCUCUUCGAGAACAAGGUGCCCGCGAGGAAGUUCAAAUCUACGAAAGUCGAUCAAUUCGCCCAUGGUGCCAUCUACGAGGCCAAAGCAGAAGAAGCUGGUCAGGAGACAUCUAUGCAUGUGGAUAAAGUCGAAUAA